Amphimedon queenslandica is the source of this 1288-nucleotide messenger RNA. RefSeq lists its product as uncharacterized. Gene Ontology annotation, biological process: centriole elongation; protein localization to centrosome; cilium assembly. Lineage: Eukaryota; Metazoa; Porifera; Demospongiae; Haplosclerida; Niphatidae. The record is from RefSeq and is a predicted model, not a curated record. The transcript has 4 exons. Gene Ontology annotation, cellular component: microtubule organizing center; centriole; centriolar satellite. The annotation marks the transcript as partial.
UUCAGGAUGUGUUCUGUAUUGACUGAAACUAGCGUUCAUUUGGGUCGUCUUAAGGUAACCUUCAAACUAAAAGAAAGAAAGAAACCCUCGUCAAAAUCACCAAAGAAAACCACGCCUACAUCAAUACAGAAAGAAAAUACCAGACACUUGAAAUCUGUUUCAAGAUUUGCCCACACCCACCUAAUUAAUAACGAUAAUAAAGACACAGUAUUACUUGAGAAACCCAGUCUUUCAAAGAAGUGGGAGAAAGUGGGCACAAUUUCCCAGGCUCCUCCCACUGCCCCACCCACUACUGAUAAGGCAUUACCAGUGUUUGGGGAACGGAGUAAGCAAAUGGUUGAGAAGUUACUGGAACGAGCCAAAGCUUUACAAGAAAGUAUGAUUAGGGAACUUGAUAAAGAAAAUAAUCAAAAUAAUAUAAUUGAAAAAGAAGGUAGUGAAGACAUUCAAAAUGUGGAUGAGAAAAUUUUUGACAAUAUUGAUUUGACUCUGCCCAUAAGUCCAAGCAGUGUAACGAGUUUUGAAGAACACCAAAAGGUCGGACUACUCAAACUAACUCGCGAUGAAAUAGAGCGAGAGAAAGAGGAGGAGCUUAUACUCCUGGAACCACACCCACAUGAGUCACAUGACCACAAAACAAUAUCACAUGACCCGUUACCAAACCAACAGCUACAGGAUCAAGAAAUUAAAAAUUUGCAUCAUAAAAAGUUAAUGACGAACAAAGACGAUCAUCACGAUACUUCACAGUCACGUGAGGAGAGGUCACAUCACUUCACUAAAAGCGGAGGAGAGGGUAUCCCUCUGUUGUACCACUUGUUACUGGAGAUAGAUGAGGGGACAUCCCUUUUCCUCUCGUCCCAACCUGAUACUCUACCUAACGUUUAUUUAGUGUGUAAGUUAUACUCCAUGAGAGUACCUCUGACCACUGGGGUGAGCUGGAGGACUAGGAAACCACAAUUUAAUAUAAAACAAGUGAUACCAUUAGUUCUGAGAGACCAUUCUCACAUUAAAGGACAAUACUUUAUAAUAGAGGUGUGGCAUCAUCAGAGAAUGGACUUACCAGCUGGUGAAUUGGAAGACGAAUUGCUAGGGUUGGUAAAGGUUAGUCUGGACAUAGCUGGUGAUGCUUUGGAGAGUUUAAACAAUCAGAACAAUGAACUGGAUUGUGUGGUAAGGGACUUCACCACUGACUGCCCCGUACAUCUAGUCAUGUACUGUUUGAUGUGUGGGGAUUUUAGGGAAUUUCUUGUUUUAAUAUUCUUUAUCUUGGAACCAUUUUUUGACCAAA